Messenger RNA from Drosophila hydei, 1169 nucleotides. Its product is annotated as filamin-A. The coding region runs from base 245 to 1075 and encodes 276 amino acids. The transcript has 3 exons. The record is from RefSeq and is a predicted model, not a curated record. Gene Ontology annotation, biological process: actin cytoskeleton organization. Gene Ontology annotation, molecular function: actin filament binding. Lineage: Eukaryota; Metazoa; Arthropoda; Insecta; Diptera; Drosophilidae.
GGAAAAUAUUGAGAAUUUCUCAAGAGCAUUUUCGAGUGCCCGAAAGAGAGAGAGAGAGAGAGAGGUGGCACUGCACAGCAGUAGAUCUUCAGUGUAUCCAAGGAACAGCCGCGGCACAGACGGCGCCACGUCAUUGUGCGCUCGUAAAUUGGAGAAAAAGAAAUUUACAGAAAUUAUUGAAAAAGCAAUUUGCGAGAUUAGUUGGGAUUGCAAGUUGUAAAUUCUAGCGUGCGUGUUUGGCGGCAUGUUCCGAGUGUCGCAGGAGAUUCGUUUGAAUACGAGCGCAGCGGGCGCGGCGGGGCUGGCCCAGGGGUUGGCCGAUGUCGGCGAUGUCAGCGGCAGCAGCGCGGAGAGUGUUUGUAUUUUUGGGCGAUACCAGCGCACGCCCGAUGCGGAUGCGUAUCCCACAGAGCCGCCGCAUGUCUAUGUAGCGCCCGAGCUGACCGAUGCGGGCAAGGUGCAGCUGCUGCAUUUGCCCAGCGGUGCGGUGCGUAUCAACUCCACGGUUAGCUUCGUUAUCAAGCGCAAUGGGGUGAAGGGCAAUUUUGAUGUGCGCCUCGAGACACCCAGCGGACAGCAUGGAGCGCCAUUGCAGCUGACACAGCUCGAUCCGGAACGCUUUCAGGUGGAGUGUCAGCUGGCACAGGCGGGCCUAUAUAAGGUGCACAUUAAGUGCAAUUCCGUGCCGUUGCCGAAGUCGCCCUACAUUAUAGUCACCAUAGCUGGAGGGACUACACCCGCUGAGGAUGGGAGCGAACAUGCAGCAUCCAGUCCCGCAAUGUCCCGCUUCGAAUCGGAUGCCAGCAAAGUUCACAGUCGCGGCCUGGGUCUGACCCAUGUCAAUCUGCUUGAGCGGAACGAGUUCACAGUAGAUGGCAGUUCCGCCGGUAGUAAUAUGCUCUUUGUAGGCAUACUGGGACCGCAGGGGCCAUGUGAUGAGGUGCUGGUCAAGCAUCUCGGCCGGCAUAUAUUCCGAGUCACGUACCAAGUGCGGGAGCCCGGCGACUACACUCUGGUGGCCAAGUGGGGUGAACAACACAUUCCAGGAUCACCAUUUAGCCUCUGCGCCGAAUAACAGAACCAGGCAUUCAAAAACAGGCUUGGGACUGAUCCGGUUCAGGCUGGAAAGAUAUUAUUGGGUGGGUGACUAAACGCAUAGCAUACAUUAU